Messenger RNA from Trematomus bernacchii (emerald rockcod), 5875 nucleotides. It is a transcript of the gene lpin1, whose product is annotated as lipin 1. The transcript has 23 exons. Gene Ontology annotation, cellular component: nucleus; mitochondrial outer membrane. The record is from RefSeq and is a predicted model, not a curated record. NCBI's taxonomy places the organism in Eukaryota, Metazoa, Chordata, Actinopteri, Perciformes, Nototheniidae. Gene Ontology annotation, biological process: fatty acid catabolic process; triglyceride biosynthetic process; positive regulation of transcription by RNA polymerase II. Gene Ontology annotation, molecular function: phosphatidate phosphatase activity; transcription coactivator activity. The coding region runs from base 181 to 3000 and encodes 939 amino acids.
UUAAAAAGCAUAGCAGCCUCGAGCAGUCAAGAUCAAAUGUGAGGAAAGCCUUUACAGACAAUAAUGAAUCUGCAAGCUAUCAUGUAACGGAUUAACCCUGCAGAGCACGUUUUGGUGGAAAAUUUGGAUGGCGGAAAGAUUUCGGAGUGAAGAGCGAGAUCAAUACAUAAUCUACAGACCAUGAACUAUGUGGGUCAGUUGGCGGGUCAGGUGUUUGUGCAGGUCAAGGAGCUUUACAGGGGACUCAACCCUGCAACCCUGUCAGGAUGUAUAGAUGUCAUCGUGGUCCGGCAGCCCGAUGGCACCCUGAAGUGCUCCCCCUUCCACGUCCGCUUCGGCAAGAUGGGUGUGCUGCGGUCCAGUGAGAAACUGGUUGACAUUGAAAUUAACGGAGAGCCGGUGAAUUUGCACAUGAAGCUGGGAGAGAAUGGAGAGGCCUUCUUUGUCAAAGAAACUGAAAACACGAUGGAAAUAGUCCCGUCCUACCUUGCGACCUCACCCAUCGUGUCGACUGGUGCAGAGUUAAUGGAGUCCCAGCUGGGGAGGGGCACUUUCCGUCACCAUGACACCAUCCCCUGCGAUUCACUUCCUGUCCAGAGCCUGGGACUGCUGCAAAGUGAUGGGGGGAUGAUAAAGAAGAGGAGGAAGAGGAGGAGGAAGGCACGACCAGAGGCAGGUGGAGGAGGAGGAGGAGGGAGGAGAGAGGAGAGUGAUGAAGAGUUCUCGGAGGACCAGGACAUGUUUACUAUUGACCUGAGCUCUGACGAGGAGAGAGAGGGUGACAGCAGACCUGUGUACGGUGAUCAGGGGUCUAUAGCCAACACGCUCACACACCUCAGCACUGACUGGAUCCGUUCACAGAGUCAUGGGAUCAAGACGGUGGAGACGCUCUCCAUCCCUUCAGCCUGUGGUCUGUCCAUCUCUUGUCCUCAGCAGACUUCUCACUUCCCCCCCCACGUUAGCGGCCUCGACGAUUCUAGGUCAUCAACACCGAAGAGCGACUCAGAGCUAAGCAAUCAGAAAAACCCUGAGAUUUUGUGGACCUGGGGGGAGCUGCCACAAGCUGCCCAGCCGGCCUUCCUGACUGACCACCAGAAGCAGCACCCUCCCCCAGUGGUCUCCAUCCUGGUGUCUUCCAGCACUCAUUUUAGAACCAUCCUUGACACGGGACCCCCCUCCCUCAAUCUCUACGCUCCCCAGCCAGGGGAGUCUGCUGCUCACAGUGAGGACAAGGACACCGAAGAAAGCAAAAGUGGAGCCAGGGCCGGACUAACUAUGACGACUGUGGACAGGCCUGGAGUUGGAGAGGUGGAAAAUGUUGGGCAGUCUUGUGCGGAGAUUGAGGGUUUAUCAGCCAGCUCAGUGUCUCCCAGGAUUCUCAUUGAUCAUCUUGAAGAAGGUGGGGCUGGAGAAAGUCCCAUCAGAUCAACUGAUUCACCAUCCAAGAGGAAAGAAAAAAGAAGCCAACACCUUGGCGCUGAUGGCAUUUACCUGGAUGACAUCACAGAGCUGCAGCCUGAAGUAGCUGCUCUCUAUUUCCCUAAAAGUGACGGUGGCAGCAGCUCCAUGAGAGGCGACUCUGAGUUGAUGAUGAUGGGAGUACGGAGCGCAAAUCAGUCCCCCCACUCAGAGGGCAGCAGUGGGAUGGACAGCGGUGGGAUGGACAGCGGUGUUGACAGUUUGCCCGACCACAUAGGGGACCUGCCUCAUGUUUCCAUCUCUUUGUGUGGAGGACUCACUGACAACAGAGAGAUCACAAGAGAUCAGUUCCAGGAGAGAGCCAUUUCCUACAAGCAGUUUUCAGAAAACCCUUCUCUUAUCGAUGACCCCAACCUGGUUGUCAAGAUAGGAAACAAGUACUACAACUGGAACACAGCAGCUCCUGUCAUGCUGGCCAUGCAGGUUUAUCAGAAACCACUGCCCCAGGCCUCAGUGGAGAACAUCAUGAAGGAGAAGAUGCCAAAGAAAGGAGGACGCUGGUGGUUCUCAUGGAGGAGCCGGAACAGCGACUCCAAAUCAGAAUCAGUGACGGAUGGGGGGGGAGACAGUGGAGAGAGCUCACUCACCAUGCCCUCAAUGAACAGCACAAAGGAUGAGUCAUCCUCUAGUGAUGAGGACAACAGAUCGUCCAAUCAGGCAUCAGGAUCCUGCCACCCGGAGCCCUUCAUGAGUCCUGGCAGCGUCUUUUACAAGAAGACUCUUCGGCUCAACUCAGAGCAGCUGGCUAGCCUGCAGCUGAAAGAGGGAGCCAAUGAAGUGGUGUUCAGUGUGACCACUCAGUAUCAGGGCACAUGUCGCUGCCAUGGCACAAUCUAUCUGUGGAGCUGGGAUGACAAGAUAGUUAUCUCCGAUAUAGAUGGAACCAUCACCAGGUCAGACACGCUGGGUCACAUCCUCCCUACUCUGGGUAAAGACUGGACCCACCAGGGUAUCGCUCGGUUCUACCACAAAGUCAGCCAGAAUGGAUAUAAAUUCAUGUUCUGCUCGGCGAGGGCCAUUGGUAUGGCUGACAUGACGCGAGGCUACCUGCACUGGGUCAAUGAGAGGGGAACCAUGCUGCCUAUGGGCCCGGUGCUGCUCAGCCCCAGCAGCCUUUUCUCUGCUUUGCACAGGGAGGUGAUUGAGAAGAAACCAGAGAAGUUUAAGAUUGAGUGUCUCUCAGACAUAAAGCAACUGUUCUACCCCAACACUGAGCCUUUCUACGCUGCUUUUGGAAACAGAGCUACGGAUGUGUAUUCCUAUAAGGAGGUGGGCGUUCCUCUGAACAGGAUUUUCACUGUCAAUCCCAAGGGGGAGCUGAUACAGGAGCAUGCCAAAACCAAUAUCUCCUCCUAUGUGCGUCUGUGCGAGAUGGUCGAUCAUGACUUUCCGCUCCUAGCUCCAAAUGAGGGAGCAGACCUUCCCCGCUCCGACACCUUCGACCAGUGCUACUGGAACAAAGAACUUCCUGAAGGCACUGACAAGCAAGAUGAAGAGCCACAGCCCCUUGAGGCAAGCUGAGGAACCCCCUUCACGCUGUGGUCAGUGGUUUCAGGGUUCAUUGUGUAGCUCAUGUCCACAGGAAAUGAAGCACUUAUCCAAGAGCUGUUCCUGAUGAAUGAAUCAGGCUUCAUGGCUUCUUCAAGGAUCAAAGACUUAGAAGAUAGGUAACUACUGAUUCAAGUAACUUAUUGUGAUUUCUAUAUCCAACAUAAACAAUCCACCUUGCCAUCAUUCAACAGUGACAACACAAGAAAACCUAAGGGUUUUCAAUAACAUAAAGAAAAUCCUCGAUGAAUUUCAGUAGCUGCUAGGGGGUAUUUAACUGAUUAUUUUCCCGGAUAAGUGCACAACACAGACUCACGUAUUAAAAAUAUGAAGGUGCACUGACUCAUAGACACACACGCAAGCAGCACACAAAAGUAAAUCAUGUAAAUGCAUUCCAUUGCACUACAUUGCAGAGCACAAGUACAUUGUGCUUACCUUUGGCUGGUUCCCAUUCUCUACUUCAUCCCAUACUACUCUUAAUUCACACUGGAGGUUAAAACAAGCUGCCACAAUACUAUGGGUGACAAUGAUGAUAGUUAUUGUUAUCUUUCACCAAAUGGCUUGUAUAUUCUGGUAUCAAUAUCGAGUCAUCCCUACUUUUAUCCCCUGAAAUAUUAAGUCAUAAGAAUGGCGCUUUGUUAAUUAAAUAGGCAACUACAGAAAUGUUGCUGUAACCAAACAGAGAUUUUAAACAAGAAGCCUCCAAAAGUGUUAACAAAAUAUAAAUGACAUAUACAAUUCAGCCUGUUGGUGCAUUACUCAUUUUAAUCUUUUAAUGAACAGUGGCUUUUUUUACCCAUCAUGCAAUAUAUUUACCAAAUAGUAAACAGACACCUGGUUGCAGUUUUACCUGGUCUAGUAUAGUGACUGUAGUUAUCUUUUCUGACCUCAACUACAAAAGAUACAGGACACUUGACUUCAGAAAUACCACAAUACAUUACAGUGAAAACAUCCAGUACAUGCAAAAACAGCACAGAAAGUGUAUCCAGUAUUCCCUUCUGUGCCGAACACCUUUGCAGGUCCAGAUAAAUGUGUGUGUAGACCGUGCUACUGUGAAAAAUGUUCUAACUUCAAUACUCAAGAUCAAUGCAGGUCAAUGCAAAAAUACCUGUGUGUGUUCUUUAUGUCUGUUUUUAUAUACAAGUUAACACAGGUGAUAUACUAGAAUGUAGUCUAUACAUAACUCAGAGUGUAUGUUAUUAUAAUAACUAAUGCUCAUCAAUGCAAUGACUACUGAUUUUAAGUUUUGUGAAGUUGUUAAUGCACAGAACAGCAUACUUGUUAUGUGGAGCACUUAUCUGUAAAGGAGAACAGCAUAGUGAAAUAGGUUGAGGUUUGACUCGACACAUUUAUUUCAGUCAUUUUUACAUUUUCUUUUCAUUUGUAAUCAUGUGUUUAUGUUGCCAUCCGUUGAUCAAAUAACACUUAUUGUAUUGGAUUUAUUCAAAAUGGAAGCGUUUAUUUUUACCACAUGUCUAACUUAAAAUGGGGGAAACCACUGUAACUCAUGAAUAACAUUAUUUUAUGUGAACAUAUGAAGUGAAUAUUUAAGCUCUGCUAAACUUUUGAGAGCUGAUAUAUUGUCUAAUAUACUUUGUUACUGGUUCUCAUUUAGUACUUACAGCUAUUGUAUGUUUUAUUAUGAAUCUGUUUUGAAACCAGCCACCUCUCGUUGCACUGAGAGGGGGCAGUUUCAUCAUGUGACCACUUCAGCAAGAGAACAACAUGCAGUAUUUUAGGAAAGACAAUAGACGACUUUCUUGUCUCCUUUCGGGUGUCAUGUCAGCUGGUAAUCAUGUGUUAUUUGUCAAUUCAUCUAAUGCAUCAUGGGUAUCAAGGGGGAUAUUAACAUGACAGCCAAACCUGUACUUUGUGCAGCAUAAUGAAGAUACUUUCAACCCCCAAAAAGUAUCUGUUUGUAUUAAAACGUAAAUAUUAGGUAGUUAAAAGCAGCUCUGAAUGCCUUACAUCUUCUUGUAAGGAGAGAAAAUGCUACAACUCUCCAGAUUUAAAGCAAUUCACCAGAUUUCAAUAACAAUUUAAUAAUUUAUAUUGUAGUCAAAUAGUAAUGUGUCCUUUAUUGAAAAAAAGAAAUGAAAUCAAAAUGACAGAAGACUGAACUAGGAUUGAUUGUCUGUUAUACUGCUGUAUAAUCUUGGUGCAUAGGAUAGAUAUGUCUAAUGCUGUGCUGUGAUCGACAAAAAGAGAAACUAAUGACCUUUAAUCUAAAAUGUUUGAAUGUUCAAAGGCCUUUUGGGAAUCCAGUGUAAGUUGUACCAGAGAAAAAACACAGAGGACGCAUGCUGUUGUGAUUCAAAGAUGUGAAUUUAUGUGGAUGUUAUGAUGAUUGUCACCAGAUUUCUGUAGGGAAGUAUAUGCCCUGUUAUUGUUAUAAGUAUGUCAAACAUGCACAGACACGAUAACUUGUGAUUAUUUAAGCCAAACAAACACUCUGAUCCGUGUGAGGUCAUUUCAUUUGAUAAUCGUAAAAUCUUUCUGCCUUGUAGUCCUUUAAUUCAAGCAGAGAGAUAUACUUACUGUACAAUUUCAUAUGGAAAUAAGAAGUAAGAAUUUAUUUUUCUUCUUAAUGAACACAAUGCUCUUCCCAUUUUUUUAAGUAAAUCAUUUGUUUUGAUGAUUUUCACCUGAUUCUUUCUGUGAAAGAUCGUAUGAACUCUUGACCAGAUAUCUGUCUCUGUGUUGACAUGGAUGUCGAUCCGGUUUGCUUUCCCGUGUAAAGAUUAUGUUCAGGGCACCGUGAAGCAGCGUGCAAGCUACUGUCGACAACAUAGUUUGAAUAAAUCUGUACAGUGGACACAUUUUUCAAUAAACUCAAAGGUGAUUGCUA